UUUUUGUUUAGUUUCCUUCUUAUGAGCUAACCUUAUAUAAACAAUAGAUCUCAUCUUUUUUGCUCAGUGAAUUGAGUUUAGUUUCUAUUUUACUCAGUGCUCUUCCUGUGAAGUGAUUUGGAAAGAUUCAACCAGUUGAGGAAGGAACUUAUGGUGAUUGGUUUUUUAUCAUAGUAUGUUUAGGUGUUGAGUUCUUGAUCUGGUCUAAUUAUCCUUAAAUGUUACAUUGUUUUCAGGUCUUAUCUGUUUACAUUGUUUGACAUAUGAUUCUCUUGGAUCUCUAGUUAGAUAUUGGUGUUAAAACUAGCUUGGGUUGGAAGGAACUAAAAGAAAAAAAAUGGAGGAAGUUGAAGCAGCUAGCAAACUAGCUAUAGAAAGCUGCCAUGGAGUCUUGAGACUCUUUUCACAACAGCAAACCAGUUGUGAUGCCAAAUCUCUCAUGGUUGAAACAAGAGAAGCAGUUUCCAAGUUCAAGAGAGUAGCCUCUCUUUUAACCAAGAGGUCGUCAGGUCAUGGGAAGUUCAGAAGAAUCAACAACAAGUUUAAGCCAUCUUUUCCUCAACAUAUCUUCUUGGAGAGCACUGUUUGCUGUUGUAAUGAUACUGAUUACACUCAAGUUCUUGCACCAGAGCCUCUUCAGAUGGUUCCAGCUUCUGUUGCUUCUUAUGAUGAGAUUGACCCAAGACACCAACUGAGUCACCCACUUAGCCAAAAAAUGUGUGCUGAGAAGCCGUUCCUGGAGUUAAAGCCACCGCCCUUUCUAGCUCCUUAUCAGUUAAUAGCAUACUCUAGGAGCAAUAGCGGUGGUGUAAAUUUGAAGUUUGAUGGUUCUGGUAGUAGUUUCUAUACCCCGAGUGCAUCAAAUGGAUCAAGAUCGUUUGUAUCAUCUCUUAGUAUGGAUACUAGUGUGGUGGACUACGAUGGAAACUCGUUCCAGUUAACUGGAUUAUCCAGGAAGAUGUGCUCUGGUAGUUUGAAAUGCGGAACUCGAAGCAAAUGUCAUUGUUCCAAGAAAAGGAAACUUAGGGUGAAAAGAUCAAUCAAGGUACCUGCAAUCAGCAACAAGAUUGCAGAUAUUCCUCCAGAUGAGUACACAUGGAGGAAGUAUGGUCAGAAACCGAUAAAGGGCUCACCGCAUCCACGGGGAUACUACAAGUGCAGCAGUGUGAGAGGUUGUCCAGCGAGGAAGCAUGUGGAGCGAUGUAUAGACGAAACUUCGAUGUUAAUUGUGACUUACGAAGGUGAGCAUAACCAUUCAAGAAUACUGUCUUCACAAUCAGCUCACACAUGAUGAAAGAGAGUUAGUCACUACCUGUCCUUUUUUGCGUCUACUCUUUGAUCGAAGAAGAAUGAUUUGGAUUCAAGAAACUGGUCUUUGUAAGUGUAGCUGUGGUUUGCAAUUUGUAUAUUUUACUUGAAAUAUAUGCGUUUAAUAUCAUUUUGUGAACUCUCGGAUUCUGUGACAGUACCAACAAGCAUUUAAC
Messenger RNA from Raphanus sativus (radish), 1484 nucleotides. Its product is annotated as probable WRKY transcription factor 39. Lineage: Eukaryota; Viridiplantae; Streptophyta; Magnoliopsida; Brassicales; Brassicaceae. The record is from RefSeq and is a predicted model, not a curated record. Bases 338 to 1291 code for a protein of 317 amino acids. Gene Ontology annotation, biological process: regulation of DNA-templated transcription. Gene Ontology annotation, molecular function: sequence-specific DNA binding; DNA-binding transcription factor activity. The transcript has 3 exons.